This is a messenger RNA of Humulus lupulus (European hop), 4566 nucleotides long. RefSeq lists its product as uncharacterized. The transcript is spliced from 3 exons. The record is from RefSeq and is a predicted model, not a curated record. Lineage: Eukaryota; Viridiplantae; Streptophyta; Magnoliopsida; Rosales; Cannabaceae. Gene Ontology annotation, molecular function: catalytic activity. The coding region runs from base 1 to 4566 and encodes 1521 amino acids.
AUGGCGAAGAGGAAAAAGACGAGUCGUAAGCCAGUCAUUCAUGAUGGAGAUCCAGUCGAGAUUUUACCUCCGGUAGCCAACGAGGCGGAGGUCUGUGAGCCAGAGGUUUGUGCGGCUUCUGCGAUUGAGCAGGAUGGAUUGAAGGUUUCUGAAACGCCUGGGUUUGGGUCUUCGCAGGACGACGAUUUGCGUCAUCGGGGUCAGAGAGAUCAGGAAAUCGGAGUGGAGGAUGUCGAUUCUGAACCAGAUGUUAGAUCUACGUCUUAUGUGAAUGGGACAGAUGAUAAUGAUAAAGGUGAAGGCGAUGAUUUUCAAUCUGAAUCUCAACAUCAUUGGCAACAAUUCAGGUCGAGUAAGCUCUCAUUCUCUGAGCCGAAAUUGGAAUUCACUGAACCCAUUUUCAAGAAUGGUCAGAAGUUGGCACAAGUAGACAUAGAAGAGGUUAAGAUUCAGUCUGCUAACUGGUCUGCUGCAGUCAUUUGCAUGUUUAAUGAUGAAGCGACUAGAGACCAUGUCUUAGAGAAUGGAAUCUUGCAAUUCGAUAAGAAACCUGUCAUUGUUAGACCUUGGACAACGGAUUUGAGUGCCAUUAGACUGAUUCGGUCGGUGCCCCUUUGGGUCCGUCUUCAAGACCUAGGAUUACAGUAUUGGGGAAGUAAGUGUCUAAGUGCGUUGGUGAGCACGAUUGGCAAACCAUUGCUAGUUGAUAAAUUCACUAGGGAACGAUCUCGGGUUCAGUUUGCGAGGGUCCUAGUGGAGAUGGAAAUAACAGAUGACCCUCCCCGAAGUUUACAGUUCGUCAAUAAAUAUGGUCAGAUUGUUGAGCAGGGGAUAGAGUAUGAAUGGUUGCCUACCAAAUGCAAGACUUGUUCUGGUUUUGGACAUUCCAUGGCAGAUUGCCGCAAGAGUGUUAAGCCUGUUUGGGUGGAAAAAGGAGUGAGGUCUAAGGCAGAUUCUACUAAAGGACAGGGAACUACUUCAGAGAUUAAGAUUGCAGAGGAACCAGCUCAGGAAGUGGGUAAUAGGGAAGGAGGGGAUGUCUCAGUCAUUGGUACUACUGAAGUUUCUAGUCAAGAGGAGGCUAAUGUGGAUCAAGCUAAGGAAAGGGUUUUGGAUGAUAUUUGGCAGACCCCGAAGUGUACUGCUUCCCUAAGCAAGCAUGGAUUGGGCGCUACUGAGUUUACUAAACUGGCUACAGAACAACAUCACAGGAACAAUAAAUAUGAUGUGCUUCAAGAGCAGAAGUUAGUUCAAGAAACAGUUAGAAGUAGUAAGAUUGGAAUUGGUGGUUUAUUGGAAACAAAAUUACGAGGGAAUAAAGUUGGGGAGUUUAUGGAUACUAGAUUUCCUAAUUGGGAGUUCUACUCCAGUCCGAGUAUAGAAGGGCGUUUAUUAAUUCUGUGGAGAAAGGGGAUAGCUAGAUUGACUGUGUUGGAAGAAUCUCCUCAGCAUGUUCAUUGUCAAGUUCAGUUGGUUGGCGAUAGGAGAUGUUUCUGGGUUACUUUUGUUUACGGUUUCAACACUGUAGAGAAGAGAAGAAGCCUUUGGAUGGAUUUAACCCGUAUUUCGCUUUCAGCUAAGGCUUGGAUUGUGUUGGGAGACUUUAAUGCUCCCUUUUUAGGUGGUGAUAGAUCGGGGGGUAAUGCAAUUACUGGUCAUGAGCUGGCUGAUGCUAUUGAAUGGAAAAUGAAAGCUAAUGUUCAAAGUCUCAAAGCUACAGGGUCGUUUUUCACCUGGACUAAUAAUCAAGAUGGAACAUCCCGGAUUUUUUCGAAAAUAGAUCAUGUUUUCAUUACUGAGGAGUGGUUAGACUUUUUCCCUCAGACUUUGGCUAAGUUUAGUUGGGAGGUUGUUUCGGACCACUGCUCUUGUAUUGUGUCGAAUAUUCCAGUGGUGACGAUGGGAAUUAAACUGUUUAAGUACUAUAAUUUUUGGGCUAACCACACUGAUUUCAAGCAGGCAGUUUUAAGUAACUGGGAGGUUCCUAUUCAAGCUACUAGUCUUAGAGCUGUUUUUGUUCGACUUGUUAGAUUGAAGCACAGGCUUAAGAGGUUUAACAGGGAGUGUAUUGGUGAUGUGGGGUAUUGCUACCAGCUAGCUUCGAAGGAAUUCCAAGAUGCCCAAUUUCAGGCCCAAGCUAAUCCGCUUGAUAUCAGUUUACAGGAGGUGGUUAAGAGGAAGGCCUCUGAGUUCCAUGUCCACGAAAAAAUGUAUUAUAGCUUUCUGGCUCAACGGAGUAAGAUUAGCUGGAUAAGGCAGGGAGAUAUGAACUCUGCGUUUUUCCAUGCUAUCCUUAAGAAGCGUAAGACUGAAAAUACUGUCGUUUCUUACAUUAAUGAUAAUGGUCUUCUCAUUGAUGAUUUUCAGUUGGUAAUCGACCAUUUUGUAGAGCAUUUCAGGAAUCAUUUAGGGUCCUCCAGAUCGGCCUCUGGUGUAGUGGAUCAGUGCUGUGUUGAUUUGGGUCCUAAGUUGUCUAUUGAUCAACAAUUGUCUCUCAUGUCUCCUUUCUCUAACAAGGAAAUAAAAAAGGCUUUUUUCAGUAUUCCUAGCACCAAAACUCCUGGACCUGAUGGUUUUGGAUCAGGGUUUUUCAAGCUGUUUUGGAAGGAAAUUGGUCAUGACAUAUGCUCAGCUGUCAAUCAUGGUUUUACUUCAGGAAAAUUACCUAAGGAACUUCAUGAAACGUCUAUCUCUCUGAUUCCUAAGGUGUCUAAUCCGGCUAAGGCGUCUGAUUUCAGGCCCAUUGCUUGUUGUUCGACUAUAUAUAAGGUCAUGGCUAAAUUGCUUUGUUCUCGGUUGGCCUUGGUGCUUCCUUCUCUUAUUCAGUCUAACCAAGGAGCGUUUGUUCGUGGUAGGACCAUUGCUCAUAAUAUCAUGAUUCUUCAAGAUCUUAUUAAGAAUUAUGGUAGAGCGAAUACUUCUCCCCGUUGUGCUAUAAAGAUAGACAUAAGCAAGGCGUACGACACCGUUGAUUGGUUAUUUUUGGAGAACCUAUUGAAGGCGGUUUGUUUUCCUAUGAAGUUUAUAGGUUGGGUGAUGCAAUGUGUCCGAAAUACUAACUACUUCUUGCUGUUAAAUGGCCGGGUUCAGGGCAAUUUCAAGGGAAAAAGAGGAUUACGGCAAGGGGAUCCUAUGUCUCCGCUCUUAUUUGUGAUCAUAAUGGAAUACUUGACUAGAAGCAUUCAGUGGGCUUCCAGAUCCCCUCUUUUCCGAUAUCAUCCAUUGUGUAAGAGCAUUAAUUUGAUUAAUUUGUGUUUUGCCGAUGACAUUAUUCUAUUUUGCAAAGGCAAUAUUGGGGCUGUUAAUGUUCUUAAGUGUGCUCUUGGGGUUUUUGGUGAGGCUUCUGGGCUUCAAUUAAACUUAAUGAAGUCUUUGAUUUACUUUGGAGGAGUUCCUUUAGAGGAUAAACAAGGGAUUUGUCAGCUGUUGAAUCUCACUGAAGGAUCCUUUCCUCUGCAUUACCUAGGGGUCCCUCUUAGACCUACGAAGUGGAAGCACUCGGAUUGUGAGAUCAUUAUUCAAAAAAUUAGAACUAAACUUUUCUCCUGGUCUAGCAAGCACCUUUCUUAUGCAGGUAGGCUACUUCUCAUCCAAUCUGUUAUAUUCGGUUUAUGCAAUUUCUGGAUGAAUGUAUUCAUUCUUCCUCAGAGCAUUAUUAAGGAGGUCGAUAAACUGUGUAGACAGUUCCUUUGGGGUGCUUCGGGGACUCGAAGUAAGCUUCAUUUUGCUUCAUGGCAGCAGGUGUGUUGUCCUAAGGCUUUUGGAGGCCUCGGUCUUAGAGAAGGGUCCAGUUGGAAUAGAGCUUUGUUGGCUAAGUAUAUCUGGGCAGUCACGAAUAAACAGGAUACUUUAUGGGUCAAAUGGGUGCAACACGUCUAUUUGAAGGGGGCUGAUUUUUGGAGCUAUGGGUUGAAGUUGGACACUAGUUGGAACUGGCGGAAACUGUGCCAUCUCAGAAAUAAGUUUAGUAAAAAUGAGGUGUUGGCUGCUGGUUGUUCUGGGAAGUUUAAACCAGCCUUACUCUAUAUCAGUGGUUUAAACCAGGAAAUAGCAGAGUAUAAAAGAACUAUUUGGCAUCGGUCUAUUCUUCCUAAGCAUCGAUUUAUGCUUUGGAUGGUGCUCAAUUCUUACCUAUUGACCAGAGAUAAUCUUGCCAAAGUUCAUAUGCACUUAUCUAGCUUACUGUGUCCGGUUUGUGCUGAUCAUUUGGAGAGCCACCAGCAUCUAUUUUUUGACUGCUGCUUCUCCUUAAAGGUGCUGGAGGUCAUAUUCACCUGGAUUGGUUUCCCUGCUUGGUCCCAUUUGUACUCGGCUUGGACAGUCAAUUUACAUGUUGGGUUUAGUAAUAGUCUUAGUCUCACUUUAAACUUGAUUCUAGCUGCUGUGGUUUAUAGUAUUUGGAGAAAUAGGAAUAGAUGCUUACAUGAAGGUUAUUCUUUGACUGCUUAUUGUAUAGCUAAAGAAAUUAUUACACUAGUGAAGUAUAGAUUGUAUUUGGUUCAUACCAGGACAGAUUCCCCUCAGUUUAAGCUCUUCUUACAGAAGCUUCAAUUGUAUGUAAUGUGA